Cladophialophora psammophila CBS 110553 is the source of this 1083-nucleotide messenger RNA. RefSeq lists its product as uncharacterized. The record is from RefSeq and is a predicted model, not a curated record. Gene Ontology annotation, molecular function: SNAP receptor activity. Bases 1 to 1083 code for a protein of 360 amino acids. Lineage: Eukaryota; Fungi; Ascomycota; Eurotiomycetes; Chaetothyriales; Herpotrichiellaceae. The transcript has a single exon. Gene Ontology annotation, biological process: retrograde vesicle-mediated transport, Golgi to endoplasmic reticulum. Gene Ontology annotation, cellular component: SNARE complex; endoplasmic reticulum.
AUGUCUUUAACCACAGCACUUCGACCCGUCGCGCUACCGUUUAGCGCAGGUCCAAGACGGGAGAAUGCUUCAACAGACAAUGCCCCCACCCGACCGUUCCACCACGAAGUCAACUACCUCAACCUCCAUCGCACCCUCAUGCGAUACCAGCAUUUGAUCCUCCUCACGCCAACCUUUUCUCCCAGUAAUAGUAAUACCGCAGAGUUAACCCCGUUGCAAAAGCAAGUCCAGGCUGAGCUGUGGUCCCCAUUGCCAUUCCAUCGCACCAAAUGGCUACACAAUGUCGAGGGAGCUCGGACGUUACUUCUACAACUAGAGCGAAAAGCGCAGAGUAUUCGUGUCCAGCGGGCUAAAUACGAGGCCGUCAAAGACUUGGCCGAGAAGAGAGCGAUCAUCAAGAGAUUAAAGGAUCGAAUAGAGGAGAUCGGGAGGGAGGUUGACAUGAUGGGCUCGGAUGACUGGAAGCCGCCCAUUGGCGAAGGAGAAGAAGGGGAAACUCUUUACGACUUUCUGCAGAAGCAGGCGAACUCUCAAGCAACCAACGGCGCAGCAAAGGAGAGAGUGCAAGACGAUCGGCUAAGAGAAGGAAAACCGAUCGAAAGCGUGGAGGAGGAACGGCCCGCAGCGGUUGUGCAAGACGACAAAGAUACAAGAGAAGAGUUAUUUGGGCCAUCGAGUCCGCGGCGACGGGGUAAAGGACAAGCUGAGGCCACGAGCAAAUCUGGGGCGCAGGCGAGCGGCGUCUCAAAUCUCGCCAGUACAGAGCGAUCACUAUUGGAUUCUUCGCGCGUACACGAAGACAUCACGGUAUCGCUGGUGAAAAUGGCAGCCCGAUUGAAACAGGAGCAGAGGAAGCUUCAGUUCUCUCUGGAACAGGACAAGGGCAUACUCGGACGAGCAAUUGAAGGACUUGAUGUCAGCCUGAGCGGGAUGGAGGCCGCAAGCAAGAACAUGGCAUUUCUCAGACGCAUGAGCGAGGAAGAGGGGUGGUUUGGACGACUCAAGCUGUACGGCAUGAUCUUUGCGAUGUGGGUGGUGGCGUUUCUGCUGGUGUUUGUGUGUCCUAAGCUCAGGUUUGGAUGA